GAAAUGAGUGAAUUAGAAGAAAUGUUAAAGGUUGUUCCUAUGAAAGUCAGAUAUGAAGCCGCCAUGGUUCUCAGUGGAGUAGGCGAUGCAUUGGGCUACAAGAAUGGAGCCUGGGAGUUCUGCGAUAAUGGAAAAACUAUACAUGAAGAAUUGAAGAACUUAGGAGGAGUUGAAAAUAUUGAAAUAAAGUUACCCAAUUGGAGAGUCAGUGAUGACACAGUCAUGCACCUUGCAACUGCUGAAGCUUUGAUUCAACAUGGAACUGGAAAAGAUGCUGGCUCAUUACAUGCUGCUCUUGCCAACAAAUACAUUGAGUGCAUGAAUGACAUGAGUGGCAGAGCACCGGGAGACACAUGUAUGGCAUAUGUAGGUAUACUUCGCCCACUUGAAAAGGAUGGUUUGAAUAUACCCUUCAACCCUCGGGGAGGUGGAUGUGGUGCCUCUAUGCGAGCCAUGUGUAUAGGAUUGCGCUAUCCGAAAGAAGAAGAUGUUAGUCAACUGAUUGCCGUUGCCAUAGAAUCUGGGAGAAUGUCACAUCAUCAUCCAACAGGUUACCUUGGUGCGUUGGCUGCAGCACUAUUCACUGCAUAUGCCACUCAAGGUAAACCAGUGCUGGAAUGGGGUUGUGGAUUGAUGGAGGUACUACCCAAAGCCUUGCAAUAUAUUAAAGACCAAGGCAGAGAUGUGAAAGAGAAUGUAAAACACUGGGGUUAUUUCAAAAAAGCUUGGAUGAAAUAUCUUGCUUUGCGAAAUCUGACUGAUGGCAAAUCAGAACCAAAUUUUCCUGCCGAGUAUGGCAUUGAAGCGAGGGACGAAUUCUAUACGUCAUUAAGCUUUGGCGGUGUAGCAGGGGCAAGUGGUCAUGACGCUCCGAUGAUUGCCUACGAUGCUUUACUCUGCGCUGGUAACAACUGGGUGAAACUAUGUGAACAUGCAGCGUUACAUGGUGGUGAUUCUGAUAGUACAGGAGUGAAUGCUUGCUGCUGGUUUGGUGCCCUCUAUGGAUUUCAAGGUGUGCCAGAAUGCAAUUAUAAAGAUUUAGAGUAUAAACAACGACUCGUGGAGUGUGGUGAUAAGUUGUAUGCCUUGAGUCAGAUUAAAGAUAGUGGAACAAUUCGAGAUGUUAUAAGACAGAAAUGUGAUGCAAUGUGA
Owenia fusiformis is the source of this 1152-nucleotide messenger RNA. The record is from the annotation of a GenBank genome assembly. NCBI's taxonomy places the organism in Eukaryota, Metazoa, Annelida, Polychaeta, Sabellida, Oweniidae.